AUGGCAGACCUUGAAAUCCCUCCCGAGCUUUUGGUCAAGCUAGCCGGUCAAGUUGUCCAAAAUCCCGGAAUUCCAGUAGAUGGCCCGACUGUUUCGGCCUGGCAAGAGCCUUCGCAUCCUCUAGCGAACGUUCAGUCGAAAACUUUGCCAGAAUGCGUCGAUUACGCUAUUAUUGGUUCAGGCAUCACUGGCUGUAGCGUUGCUAAAACCAUUCUCGAAAGUGAGGCGUCGCGAGACAAGAAAGUCGCCGUAUUCGAAGCUCGGUCCUUGGCUACUGGCGCAACGAGCCGCAAUGGAGGAUAUUUGAUGAGCCACGCUCCUACAAACUUCAAGCGUUUUGCGGAUACUUUUGGAGCUCAGGCUGCGAAGGAGAUUGCGCUGUUUUGCAACCGUAACCUCAAGCAGGUCUACGAUCUCACCGUCGCUGAGGGUCUUGAAAAGGAAAGCCAUCUUAGAGGUGUUACAGUAGUCACCACCUUCGAGGAAAAAGAGCUCUUUGAUGAGGCCUGCGAGGCUAUUCGUAUGUACGAAGAAGCCAUUCCCGAGAAGAGAGGCCAACACAAAAUCGUUGACAAGGAAACGGCCAAGAAGGAAUUCAAUUUAAAGAAAACAUUCGGUGCUAUUACCCUCGAGUCCCAUAUGUUUUGGCCAUAUCGACUAGUCACGAACCUUUGGCAGCGCCUGCUUGAACGCUACGCGGGGCGUUUCUCGGUUGAAACCCAGACGCCAGUGACUUCAGUCACGCUAUCCAAGGAUGCUAAGGACCAAUACCCCUAUGUUUUAGCAACUCCGCGCGGGACGGUGAGAGCUGCAAAGGUCUUCCACUGUGUUAGUGGUUUUACGGGCUACCUCCUGCCGAAGCUCAGAGGGCCCCUUUUCCCAUGCCGACUUACCAUGUCAACUCAGAAGCCAGGGCCUCAGUACGGAAAUCGCCCAUACGCGUGGCUCUUCCAUGUGAAUCAGUCAUAUGAUCCCACCACUACCGUGACCGCGCAAGGCUUGUUCUGGAUGCAGCAAAAUGCCCAGUCUGGUGAUCUCUUUGUCGGAGGAGACAUCCAGAGGCUAGACGACUUCUUGUCUUCUGAUGACUCCGUCAUAAGCGCUGAUUCUGCCGCCAAUUUGAUCAAGUUGCUGCCGAACAGGAUUUUUGACAAGGGCUGGACCAAUCCUAUAACUAACUCCGAGUUGCCUUCUGCCACUGCACUUCAUCGUAUCUGGUCCGGCAUCCUCAGUAUGACCCCUGAUCAGGCUAUUGCUCGGAUGGCGCUGGGAGAAGCAAAACCGGAGUGGCUGCCCGAUGUUUACUUGAGUACCGAAAAGCGUCUGACGGACCAGGCAAUGGGCCCAGAGGCAGCGCUUCAUUCCUUUUUCGCAAGAUAG
This is a messenger RNA of Penicillium riverlandense, 1380 nucleotides long. Its product is annotated as NAD(P)/FAD-dependent oxidoreductase. The record is from RefSeq and is a predicted model, not a curated record. Lineage: Eukaryota; Fungi; Ascomycota; Eurotiomycetes; Eurotiales; Aspergillaceae. Gene Ontology annotation, cellular component: cytoplasm. The coding region runs from base 1 to 1380 and encodes 459 amino acids. The transcript is spliced from 3 exons. Gene Ontology annotation, molecular function: oxidoreductase activity.